CGGCGCUGUGGGGGCGGCCGCGCUUCGGGUGACAACGGUCAGAGAUGAAGGUGGCCGCGGCGCAGCGGGAAGCUCAGCUGCACCCGGCGCGGUUGGCAGCCAGGCCGGGCCUGUAGGACCUCGGGGCCGGGGUGGCGGGAUGGGGACCCGGCUCGGGUAGUGAGAAGGCUGCGAGCGGAACUUCAGCCAGAGGGGCUCGCCUGCUCCGUCCGGUCAGACUCGGCGUCCUCCUCCACCUGCCGCCGCUGGGCCCCGCGUCCGGCGGGCCACGACGGCGUCGGCGACGGCGGGGGCAUGUGGCGCUGGGUCCGGCAGCAGCUGGGUUUUGACCCACCACAUCAAAGUGACACAAGAACUAUUUACAUAGCCAACAGAUUUCCUCAGAAUGGCCUUUAUACACCUCAGAAAUUUAUAGAUAACCGGAUCAUUUCAUCUAAGUAUACUGUAUGGAAUUUUGUUCCAAAAAAUUUAUUUGAACAGUUCAGAAGAGUGGCAAACUUUUAUUUUCUUAUUAUAUUUUUGGUUCAGCUCAUGAUCGAUACACCUACCAGUCCAAUUACCAGUGGACUUCCAUUAUUCUUUGUGAUAACAGUAACCGCCAUAAAACAGGGUUAUGAAGACUGGUUACGUCAUAACUCAGAUAAUGAAGUAAACGGAGCUCCCGUUUAUGUUGUUAGAAGUGGUGGCCUUGUAAAAACUAGAUCAAAAAACAUUCGGGUGGGUGAUAUUGUCCGUGUAGCCAAAGAUGAAAUUUUCCCUGCAGAUUUGGUGCUUCUGUCCUCAGAUCGCCUUGAUGGUUCGUGUCAUGUGACAACAGCUAGUUUGGAUGGAGAGACGAACCUGAAGACGCAUGUGUCAGUUCCAGAAACAGCAGUAUUACAAACAGUUGCCAACUUGGAUAGUCUCACAGCUGUGAUAGAAUGCCAGCAGCCAGAAGCAGACUUAUACAGAUUUAUGGGACGAAUGAUAAUAACUCAACAAAUGGAAGAAAUUGUAAGACCUCUGGGACCAGAGAGUCUCUUGCUUCGUGGAGCCAGAUUAAAAAAUACAAAAGAAAUUUUUGGUGUGGCUGUGUACACCGGAAUGGAAACUAAGAUGGCGUUAAAUUACAAGAGCAAGUCACAGAAACGAUCUGCAGUAGAAAAAUCAAUGAACACAUUUUUAAUAAUUUAUUUAAUAAUCCUUAUUUCUGAGGCCAUCAUCAGUACUAUCUUGAAAUAUACCUGGCAAGCUGAAGAAAAAUGGGAUGAACCUUGGUAUAACCAAAAAACAGAACAUCAAAGAAAUAGUAGUAAGAUUCUGAGAUUUAUUUCUGACUUCCUUGCUUUUUUGGUACUCUACAAUUUCAUCAUUCCAAUUUCUCUAUAUGUGACAGUUGAAAUGCAGAAAUUUCUUGGAUCAUUUUUUAUUGGCUGGGAUCUUGAUCUGUAUCAUGAAGAGUCAGAUCAGAAAGCUCAAGUCAAUACUUCUGACCUGAAUGAAGAGCUUGGACAGGUGGAAUAUGUGUUUACAGAUAAAACUGGAACACUGACAGAAAAUGAGAUGCAGUUUCGAGAAUGUUCAAUUAAUGGCAUGAAAUACCAAGAAAUCAAUGGUAGACUUGUACCUGAAGGACCAACACCAGACUCCACAGAAGGAAGCUUGUCUUACCUUGGUGGUUUAUCCCAUCUCAACAACUCAGCACAUGUCACAGCUAGUUCUUCCUUUAAAACCAGUCCUGAAAGUGAAACUGAACUAAUCAAAGAGCAUGACCUCUUCUUUAAAGCAGUCAGUCUUUGCCACACUGUACAGAUCAGCAGUGUGCAAACUGAUGGCAUCGGUGAUGGUCCCUGGCAGUCCACCCUCGCACCGGCGCAGCUCGAGUACUACGCAUCUUCACCAGAUGAAAAGGCUCUAGUGGAGGCUGCGGCAAGAGCUGGUAUUAUAUUUAUAGGCAUUUCUGAAGAAACUAUGGAGGUUAAAGUACUUGGAAGACUCGAAAGGUACAAAUUGCUUCAUAUUCUGGAAUUUGAUUCAGAUCGUAGGAGAAUGAGUGUAAUUGUUCAGGCACCUUCAGGUGAGAAGCUUUUAUUUGCUAAAGGAGCAGAAUCUUCAAUUCUCCCUAAAUGUAUAGGUGGAGAAAUAGCAAAAACCAGAAUUCAUGUAGAUGAAUUUGCUUUGAAAGGACUGCGGACACUAUGUAUAGCUUAUAGACAGUUUUCAGCUAAAGAGUAUGACGAUAUAGAUAGGCGCCUAUUUGAGGCCAGGACCGCCUUGCAGCGACGGGAAGAAAAAUUGGCUGAUGUCUUCCAGUACAUUGAGAAGGACCUGAUAUUACUAGGAGCAACAGCAGUGGAAGACAGACUACAGGAUAAAGUUCGAGAAACUAUUGAAGCAUUGAGAAUGGCUGGUAUCAAAGUAUGGGUACUUACAGGAGACAAGCAUGAAACAGCCGUUAGUGUGAGUUUAUCAUGUGGACACUUCCAUAGAACUAUGAAUAUCCUCGAACUUAUCAACCAGAAAUCAGACAGUGGAUGUGCUGAACAAUUGAGGCAGCUUGCCAGGAGAAUUACAGAAGACCAUGUGAUACAGCAUGGGCUGGUAGUAGAUGGGACCAGCUUAUCUCUUGCACUCAGGGAGCAUGAAAAGCUAUUUAUGGAAGUUUGCAGAAACUGUUCAGCUGUAUUAUGUUGUCGUAUGGCACCUUUACAGAAAGCAAAAGUAAUAAGGCUGAUAAAAAUCUCACCUGAGAAACCGAUCACAUUGGCUGUUGGUGAUGGUGCUAAUGAUGUAAGCAUGAUACAAGAAGCUCAUGUUGGCAUAGGAAUCAUGGGUAAAGAAGGAAGACAAGCUGCAAGAAACAGUGACUAUGCAGUGGCUAGAUUUAAAUUCCUCUCCAAGCUACUUUUUGUUCAUGGCCAUUUUUAUUAUAUUAGAAUAGCUACCCUUGUACAGUAUUUUUUUUAUAAGAAUGUGUGCUUUAUCACACCCCAGUUUUUAUAUCAGUUCUACUGUUUGUUUUCUCAACAAACACUAUAUGACAGCGUGUAUCUGACUUUAUACAACAUCUGUUUUACUUCCCUACCUGUUCUCAUAUACAGUCUUUUGGAACAACAUAUAGACCCUCAUGUAUUACAGAGCAAGCCUACCCUCUAUCGGGACAUUAGUAAAAACAGCCUCUUGAGCAUUAAAGCAUUUCUUUACUGGACCAUCCUGGGUUUCAGCCAUGCCUUCAUUUUCUUUUUUGGAUCCUAUUUUCUUGUGGGGGAAGAUACAUCUCUGCUCGGAAAUGGCCAGAUGUUUGGAAACUGGACAUUUGGUACUUUGGUCUUCACAGUCAUGGUUAUUACAGUCACGGUAAAGAUGGCUUUGGAAACUCAUUUCUGGACUUGGAUCAACCAUCUUGUUACCUGGGGAUCUAUUAUAUUUUAUUUUAUAUUUUCUUUGUUUUAUGGUGGAAUUCUCUGGCCAUUUUUGAGCUCCCAGAAUAUGUACUUUGUAUUUAUUCAGCUCCUGUCAAGUGGGCCGGUGUGGUUUGCCAUGCUCCUCAUGGUUGUUACUUGUCUAGUUCUUGAUGUUGUGAAGAAAGUGUUUGAUCGACAUCUUCAUCCAACAAGUACAGAAAAGGCACAGAUGGAAGAAGAUAAGGGUUCAGUCGGCUCAGCAUAUGAAUUUGCUGAAAGCCAGCACAGAGGGGAGGACAGUAGGCACCUGCUAGCUGAGGUGCAGCCAGCAGGACAGUGGUUGCGUGCACUAGGUAGUACUUUGCUGGGCCUUCUUGGGGACUCCUACACUGCAUUAUCAUGCUUGGGCUUGCUGAAGCACAUUCAAGUGUCAAGUGCUUGGACUCCAUGUGCUGUUUCCCAGGAGAGACCCCUUGCACAUCUGUUGGAAGAAUGCUGGAGCGAGUCAUAGGAAGGUGUAGUCCCAACCAUAUCAGCAGGUUGUGGAGUGCAUCGGAUCCUUUCUAUACCAAUGACAGGAGCAUCUUGACUCUCUCCCCAAUGGACUCAUCUACUUGUUAAAGGGACAGUAGGACUCUGUGGGGACAAAUUCACCGGUCCUCAGAUUUGGGGUCAUCAUCCUAUAAAAGGCCACGGCGGCUCUGAAGUUACUUUCUGAAGUCUCUGGAGGAGUUGGGAGCUUCUUGGAGUUCCACGGGAAACAGGAAGUUACAAUAACCCUGCUCUAUUCUUUUUCAUUGGAAUGUGAGCAUACUAAAAUUUGGGAAUAGAGAUACUUCCAAUCUCUUUGACUGGUUUGUCCCUUCUGCUCAUGGGACUCCUGGUGGCAUUGCAGCCUUUGCUGGGGCCACUAUACUUUUAAUAUCAAGGUAGAAGAAAGGGGUAACUCCUGGGUAUGUGUAUUUUUAGGAUUAGUGUGGUUCGGGACUCUUCUAUUUAAAUCUGCUUCUGUAAAUUAUGCUAAAGAUUUGCCUUGAGAACUCUAUUUUUUUUAUUAGAUUAUAUUUGAAGCUUUUCGUGGGGAAAGUUAAUGUGAAUAUUAAAGAAUUUUGGUCCUUCAGUGACCUGUGUUGUUAAUUCAUUAGUGCUUUUUAAGUCACAGAGCAAACUUGGAGAGCACGUUUCUAAGCCUUGUCUUCUGUAGUGUAGGUAGGAAGCUUGUACUGACACCAGACUUCUUUACCAAUACUGUAACACAGCCAGUGAAGCUAACCCUACAAGUGCGAGAGGAGUCUUACAUCUCAUGUCCAAGUCAGAGCUAGGGCCAUCACUAGACUUUCAAUUGGUGUUUGCUAAUAUUUUUGUGGCCAACUAUUUAAAUCUGUAGUGGGUCAAUUAGAUACCAUUAUCACAUUAAUUUACUGAAUCUGUCUUAUCUUUUGCAUGCUUCAACCUGGCCAAUAUAUUUAAACUGCCCCCCCAUUACCCACUCCCUCUCCAAAGACUCUGUUCAUAAUUUUAUGACAAUGUUGUAAAGUUCAAUUGUAUCAAUAAAAAAACAAGUUUGAACAGUA
Messenger RNA from Peromyscus californicus insignis, 4957 nucleotides. RefSeq names its product ATPase phospholipid transporting 11B (putative) (gene Atp11b). Gene Ontology annotation, molecular function: magnesium ion binding; ATPase-coupled intramembrane lipid carrier activity; ATP hydrolysis activity. The transcript has 31 exons. The record is from RefSeq and is a predicted model, not a curated record. Gene Ontology annotation, biological process: phospholipid translocation. Gene Ontology annotation, cellular component: trans-Golgi network; plasma membrane; recycling endosome. NCBI's taxonomy places the organism in Eukaryota, Metazoa, Chordata, Mammalia, Rodentia, Cricetidae. Bases 295 to 3894 code for a protein of 1199 amino acids.